This is a messenger RNA of Teleopsis dalmanni, 2077 nucleotides long. RefSeq names its product tubulin-specific chaperone E (gene Tbce). The record is from RefSeq and is a predicted model, not a curated record. Bases 192 to 1763 code for a protein of 523 amino acids. The transcript has 7 exons. NCBI's taxonomy places the organism in Eukaryota, Metazoa, Arthropoda, Insecta, Diptera, Diopsidae.
AAAACGCAAAAAAUAAUAAUGAUUAAAAAGCAGAAAGACUUUUGUAAUUUUGGGGCUAAAGAUUUACAUGUUUAACAAAUAAACAUGUAAAAUGUCAACAAACAACAGCUGAGCUUUAAACAAACACACUGAGAAUUAAAGUUUCACAAAGACUAUUUGUCAAAUUGUUGGAUUAAAUUUAAUAAAAAAAAAUGGUAGGCAUAAUUGAUGAGGCCCAAAUAAAAUUUCCAAUUGGUUCUAGAAUAAAAAUCGGAAAUAACUGUGGUACCGUUAAAUAUGUGGGAGAGGUCAUCGGCCAGACUGGUACGUGGUUGGGUAUUGAGUGGGAUGAUUUCAAUCGUGGUAAGCAUAGUGGAUGUGUCCAAAAUAAACAUUAUUUCCAAACUCAACACCCAACUGCGGGUAGCUUUGUGCGACCCGCUAAAGUUGGACCAUUCGAGACACUUGAACAAGCUGCUCGUGAACGCUAUUUAGGCUACACAUCACACAGUCUGGAUCAAAAUUUAAUACGUGAAGCUCAACAAUCUUUGAAUGCUUCAUUAUUUGAAAUUGUUGGUAUGGAAAAAAUUGCGCGCAAGCAGAGUAAAUUUGAGGAACUUACAGAUAUAAGUGUAGACGACUCUCCUAUAAACUCUCCUGGGUGUUUGAAAGAUUUUACUUCGUUGACUACUUUAAAUUUAAGUCGCACACUUAUCUGGAAUUGGGAGACUGUCGCAGACAUUGUUGCUCAAAUAUCAACAUUAAGAAAUUUGAAUUUAAGCUCUAACUAUUUACAAUUGCCGAGGAAUGAACAAAUUAAUGAUUUGGAGCCUGCUUUUCGAAAUCUAAAGCACAUAAAUCUGCGAAACUGUGGUCUUAAUUGGGUUGAUGUUCUACAUGUAGCGAAAUUAUGGCCCCAAAUUCAAUCACUUAGUUUGCAAGAGAAUCCCAUAUCUGAACUUAGUGAAGUCAAUUGCAAAAACAUAUUCAAAAAUUUAAGAGAAUUGGAUUUACAUUGCACUAAGCUAGUGGAUUUUAAACAAAUUUGUAAAUUAGGCAACAUUACGACAUUACGGUGUUUGAAUAUAAUGAACAAUGCAAUUGAAGAAAUUAAGUUACCAGAUUGUGAAUCAAACGAGAAGUUAAAUAUAUUUUUGGAAUUAGAAAAUAUAAAUUUAUUUAAUAAUCCUAUAUGGAAUGAGGCUGAUGCUUUUAAUGAAUUGGACAAAUUACCAAAACUUCGUCAACUCAGUAAGACUCCGCACUUAAAGUCUAGCUUUGAUGAAAUGUUUUCGAAAGCGGUUAGUAUGAUCAUGAAUUUGGAUGUUUUAAAUAAAGUAAAAAUAGACCCGAAGGAAAGGCGGGGUGCAGAAUAUGAUACUUGGAAAAAAUAUGCUGUAGAGUGGGUUCAAGCUAGCAAAUCUAAUGAGACACUUCAUGAAUUUUACAAAAAGCAUCGCUCGUACGAAAUUUUAAUUAAAAAAUAUGGCUCGGCUGCAGCGUUUAUACCGAUCGUUAAUGCAAAAAAAUCCAAUUUAAUAAAAUUACGAAUUGAAAAUAAGAAAACUGGAGAAAUGUGGGAGAAAAAAGUACCUCGUGUAAUAACUGUUCAAACUUUGCAGGGAUUGAUUGUUAAGCAUUUUAACUUAGAAUUAUUAAAUAUGCCUCAUAUCUCAUAUGCUGAUACUAAAUACCCAGAUUUGGUGGUUCAACUAGACAAUAUAUCGAAGACUUUGGACUUUUAUUCCAUACAGGACAACGACAAGAUAAUUGUGAAUUGGUGAACUAAAAAAUUUUUCAUUAAGUAUUGUUAUAACAAGCACUUAUAUUUGGAUUAAUUACUAAUAUUUUAGUCAUUACUACAUAGAUUGAUUAUAACUUACAAAAAAAAAGAUUCUCAAAAAAUAUUUCUAAUUCCAAACAAGUUGGAUAUGUGAUAACAUUAUAGCAUAAUUGUAAUUGAUGUACUCUUGUUCAAAAUUCUAUGAAAACAUUAUAUAUUGCACUGAUUUAUUUGCGUAUUAUAUAUUUUUAUGAAAUUAAUAGCUGUUAAUUUUUACAUAUUAUUUAAUACAAAUAUUAUUUUCAAAAAAAUUAC